Molecule: messenger RNA, 1307 nt
Organism: Rhodamnia argentea
Lineage: Eukaryota; Viridiplantae; Streptophyta; Magnoliopsida; Myrtales; Myrtaceae
Product: tetraketide alpha-pyrone reductase 2-like
Exons: 6
Coding region: 131-1093 (320 amino acids)
Molecular function (GO): oxidoreductase activity, acting on the CH-OH group of donors, NAD or NADP as acceptor
Source: RefSeq, a predicted model, not a curated record
CAAGCUCAGGGUAACCCAUUCCAUACCCUACAUAAACAGUAGCUACAGGGACAGUUGAAUCACGCGUUCCCCUGCUUUUGCUCUGUUUCUAUCUCUCUGUGCGCAUCUCAGUGAGUGGGAGGGAGACAAGAUGCCGGAAUACUGCGUGACCGGAGGAACAGGGUUCAUUGCGGCGUAUCUGGUGAAGUCCCUUCUCGAGAAUGGACACACUGUUCGGACUACGGUCAGGGACCCUGGGGAUGAUGGCAAGGUAGGGUUUCUGAAGGAGUUGAAGGGAGCGAAAGAGAGGCUGAGGAUAAUGAAAGCGGAUCUGACGGUGGAAGGAAGCUUCGACGCGGCCGUUCAUGGUGUCGAUGGCGUCUUUCACACCGCCUCCCCUGUUCUCGUCCCUUAUGAUGACAACGUCCGGGCAAAUUUAAUUGAUCCAUGUAUAAACGGCACCUUGAACGUGCUCAAAUCCUGUUCGAGAGCGAGUAGCGUGAAGAGGGUCGUUCUCACUUCUUCCUGCUCCACGAUAAGAUACCAUGACGACGUUCAGCAGGUUUCAUCCCUCAACGAAUCGCACUGGAGCGAUACCGAGUACUGUAAACGCCACAAUCUGUGGUAUGCAUAUGCGAAAACCAUUGCAGAGAAGGAAGCGUGGAAAUUGGCAGAACAAUAUGGGAUCGAUCUAGUGGUGGUGAACCCGUCUGUAGUUGUCGGACCAUUGCUCACUCCGCAGCCGACGAGUACAUUGCUUUGGAUACUUGCCAUUGUCAAAGGUUCACGAGGCGAGUACCCCGACAUGACGGUCGGGUUCGUGCACAUUGAUGACGUGGUUGCUGCGCACAGUUUGGCCAUGGAGGAAAAGAGAGCCUCAGGCAGGCUCAUAUGUUCAAGCUCGGUGGCUCACUGGUCUCAAAUCAUUGAGAUGCUCAGGGCCAGGUAUCCGCAAUACCCAUUCGAGAACAAGUGCGGCAGCCAGAGCGGAAAUAACAAUCCACACAUCAUGGACAGUGGCAAGAUAAUGGAGCUGGGGCUUCCUCCAUUGAAAUCUCUUGAGCAGAUGUUUGAUGACUGCAUCAAGAGCUUCCAAGACAGAGGCUAUCUGUGAAGGCAAUCCCCUGUUCCGGAAGCAGAGGUCAAAUAAUCUGAAACUCAGCUAUCUUGGUCAUCAUGAAUGAUGAUGAUAAUGGGUUCGGUGAAAGUUUCUGUGGAAGGCUAAAUAAUGGAAGACAUUUACAAUCCUAAUUUCGUUCUUUUUAUGGUUUAUGAAUGUUGCUUCUCCCCUCCCUGCUAAUAAAAUCAAACCCAUGUUUGGGAGCUCA